Molecule: messenger RNA, 1455 nt
Organism: Alternaria alternata
Lineage: Eukaryota; Fungi; Ascomycota; Dothideomycetes; Pleosporales; Pleosporaceae
Exons: 4
Coding region: 219-1022 (267 amino acids)
Biological process (GO): cell wall biogenesis; fungal-type cell wall organization; (1->6)-beta-D-glucan biosynthetic process
Cellular component (GO): extracellular region
Source: RefSeq, a predicted model, not a curated record
GCAUCCUCUACUCAACACUAACAACCACCGCGCAAUACCCGUCUCCACUGUUGCCUCGUCUCGACGCAUCUGUUUAUCGCAUUGAAGAUACGCGUAAACUGCGUGUAUCGCGCCCCUCGUUCCAUUACCGGACAGCAGCUACGACCCACCCCUCCACGCUCGCUUUCCUAGCCACACCGCUGCCCGACCGCCACUCGCUACUAUCACAAUCCCUCACGAUGACUCGGAUACUACUUCCCCUCGCGCUCCUCGCCGCUCUGUCUCCACUUGUAAACGCCGGCGUCAAGUUCACAUCACCGAGCGCGGGUGACAAACUCACGGCUGGCACAGCCGUUACCGUGAAAUGGGAAGAGGGCGGCUCUGGACCUGCGCUGACAGAUCUGACGACUUAUCAGCUGCAGCUGAUUGUAGGAGGAAAUGAAGGCUCUGAGCAGUUCGUAGUGGGUACCAUUACACCCAGCGGUGCAUUCACAGCUGGCAACACAGCUUCGGGUAGGAUCGAAGUAGGCAUGUCUGAGGACUUGAAGACCGCCAAUGCCUACUUCAUCAAGAUGAUCGCAGUCGGAAAGACUGGUGGUCAGCUCGUCACCUACUCUGACCGCUUCCAGUUCUCUGGCUUCACAGGCAAAAACAUCCUCAACCCUACUGUCAAGAAGGCUGCGGAGGACAUCUCCACCACCGCUGGACCAGCAACCGAAGACACAACGACCGAUGGAACCGACCCGGCUGCAGCGGACCCUGCUGAGGGCGACUACGGUGUGACUUACACGAUGCAAACGGGCCCUACGCGUUAUGCGCCCAUGCAGCCUGUACCACCUACAAAGAUUACCGCCAAGAACACGAAGCCGCUGUAUCCUACCAGCAGCGUCAAGAUUGCAAAGUCGAAGCUGCCAAUACCGACCAUCCAGACUACGCUCACGCAGAGUCAAACAUUCUCUGUUAAGAGCAUGGAGAACACGGUUGCCGCGGCUCCUCACGCUACCGACGAUAUGGCCAAGUACCUCAGACGCUGGCAGGACUAGUCUUCCUUUUUCGAAAAGCAUAAUCGAUCGACCACUCAACGCAACGGACGAAGAUGAACGACCAACCUAUACCGACUUCGAUAGAUGAUAAACGUUAGCGCAUGGUGUGGCUGUCCAUUAUUGUGUGAAAGAUUAAGGGUUGGGGAUUUGAAAGCACGAAUUGCAUUAAACAGCUCGUCGCUCGUAUGAACAAUGGGUUGUCUUGAGGUAUUUUUGGUCUACGCGGAGCGUAAAAUAGGUUCGCGCUGAAUAAUGAUGGCAUAGCGGACUGGCGUCUGGAGCUCAAGCGUGUUUAUUGGCGUUGAACGACUUGUUCUGGGUUGAGAAAUUAGACAUGAUCAUGUAGCAUUACAAAAAUUAUCAACCCGACAUCCGCUUCACAGGGCGAAGAUUUGCGACGUACAUCUUUUGACAGUCGGAACGAAUAGAUGCA